AUGUGGAACCUCAUUCAUGGAUCUCCUGAUGACCUUAGGGCACUCAACACUGGAAUUCACCAUCGUGGGAUGUAUCUCAUGGUCGAUGCAGUUGCGAAUCGCAUGGGUUACGCUGGUCCUAGUCAUCAUGUCGAUUACAGUCGAGUCGUUCAGUUCAAUAAUAACAGCUAUUUUCACUCAUAUUGCCCCAUCACGAAUUAUGAUGACCAAGCCAAUGUUGAGAACUGUUGUCUUGGGGAUGAUACGCUGUCGUUUCCAGACGUUGACACCUCAAGUCCAGCUGUUGGGGGGCAUUUUCAACAGCUACGUUUCUGUGCUUGUUUCCAAACACUCCGGCACCUUAAUCCUUUCCUCCUCGCCUUACUCAUCGGCCCAUCCAGUAUUGAAAUCUUGGAACUGACAGUUUCCUCAGUCGACUGUCUUCGAGUUGACACCGCACGCUUCAAUGGUGUUGCCUGUGUAUAUUCCAUGGGGGAAGUAUUACAGAGAGAUCAUUUUUACAACACGCUUCUUUGUUCACGACUGAGCAAUCAGUUUCUAGAUUAUCCUCUAGAAGCCUUCAGGUCUCCUCGUGCAAACAUCCAGAGUAUUUGCGAUAUGAUCAACACAGCAAAGAAUACUUGUGCAGACUCUUCUCUCCCGGGAACCGUCGCUGAAAACCACAAUAACCACAAUACCCCAAGAUUCGCAAGAUUCAAUUACACCAAUGACAUAUCUCUGGCCCAGAAUCGUUACGCGGGUGGAAAUGAUCUACCUGGCUAUCCCACUAUAAUACAGCACACUAUAUCAGCUCACUACAAAAACCAACAACAUGAGAAGGCAUCAUCGGAUGAUGCCAAUUAUCUUACACGUAAAAAUCAGGGUGGAACGGCUUACGCGGCCGGUAUGAAAAUUAUGGACAUUUAUUCGUGUCAGGCUGUUGCCAGUGGAUUCAAAUGGGCGGUUGCCGGUGCCUAUGGCUCUAGGUGA
Messenger RNA from Paracoccidioides lutzii Pb01, 969 nucleotides. Its product is annotated as alpha-amylase B. The transcript has 6 exons. Gene Ontology annotation, biological process: carbohydrate metabolic process. Bases 1 to 969 code for a protein of 322 amino acids. The record is from RefSeq and is a predicted model, not a curated record.